AUGUUAAAAGUCUUAUUUUGGAAUGCCAGAGGUGCUGGAAGUGAGAACUUUAGAUCUGCCAUUGCAGAUUUAGUCAAUCUACAUUCUGUAGAUAUUUUAGCUAUUUGUGAGCCUCGGGUUCAAUUCAGUAGGGCUAAGGAUGCUCUCAGGAAAAUUGGUUUUUCUGAUUAUAGAAUUGUGGAAGCUAAUGGUUUUUCUGGUGGGAUUUGGCUCCUGUGGAAUAGUUUUAAAGUUCAUGUUGAUUUUAUUGAUAAAAGUGCUCAAUCAGUUUCUGUCAAGAUCUCUAUUCCUGGUAAACCUAUUUGGAUGCUUACUGUGAUCUAUGCUAGCCCCACUAACUCUGUUAGAGCUGCACUGUGGCCUUAUCUGGAUAAACUUACUGAGGAUGUUAAUCUCCCUAGCAUGUUUAUUGGUGAUUUUAAUGAGCUGAUUUCUGUUGAUGACAAAAGCUGUGGUCCUUUCCAUGGAAGAUUUGGUGGCCUCAGAGAUUGGGUUAAUAGAAAUGCCUUACUUGACAUGGGUUUUCAAGGUUCACGUUUCACAUGGAGUAAUAAUAGAAUUAAGGAGAGAUUGGAUAGAGGGUUAUGCAACUGCUCUUGGAGGUCUUCCUUUGCUGAGGCUUUUAUUCAACAUCUUCCUAAGACUAGAUCGGAUCACUGCCCCAUUUUGAUGCAACUCCAUUCUAACAAUUCUGUUAAUAAAGAUGCUACUGCCUUUAGGUUCCAGGCCAUGUGGUUCUCCCAUGCUAAUUAUGAUGAGUUUGUCUCUACAACUUGGAUGGGCCUAACUGGUGAUUUUUCUGCUAAAAUAAAUGCUCUCUCUAAGGCUCUUGCUCAGUGGAACAAGGAUGUUUUUGGUCAUUUGUUUCACAGGAAAAGGAAGCUUUUAGCUAGGAUUGGUGGUAUUCAGAAGGCUAGGGAUAGACAUGAUAACCCCUUCCUUAUUAAUCUGGAAUCUGAGCUUAUUCAGGAAUAUGAGACAAUCAGAGAACAAGAAAAUUUAUUUUGGCGGCAGAAAUCCAGGGACAAAUGGCUGCAAGGUGGAGAUAGAAAUACCAGGUUCUUUCAUCUAACUACUCUUGUUAGAAGGAGGAAAAAUAAAAUUGAGGGAUUAUUUGAUAAGGAUGGUAACUGGUUUACUGAUUCUGCAAGCAUGAAGAAUAUUUCUGUUGAUUUUUUUGUGGAUCUUUUUUCUCUUAAAAAUUAUGAGGAUAUUAGAUUUACCAUUCCCUGGCUUUUCCCUGCUAUUGAUCAGCUGACCUUAGACAAUAUAUGCAAGCCUGUUACUCUUGUGGAAGUUAAAAACUCUUUAUUUGAUAUUGGAGGACUUAAGGCUCCUGGCUGUGAUGGCCUUAAUCACACCAUCAUCUCUCUCAUUCCAAAAAUUGAUGGCCCUCAGCAUAUGGCCAAUUUUCAACCUAUCAGUUUGUGUACAACUAUCUAUAAAGUUAUCUCCAAGAUCAUUGUUGCUAGAAUCAGGCCUUUGAUGCAGCACUUAAUCAGUCCCAAUCAGGUGGAUCUCUCUAAAGCCUAUGAUAGGCUGAGAUGGGAUUUCAUUGAAAUGGUUCUUUAUGAAGCCCAAUUUCCUCAGUCUCUGCUUUCACAUCUCAUCCAAUCAAAUGUGGAUAUUGGAAGUUGGAAACCUGUUAAAGCUUCUCAAUCUGGCCCUAAAAUAUCCCAUCUUUUCUUUGCUGAUGAUCUAAUGUUGUUUGCUGAGGCUUCCUCCAUUCAGACCUGCAAGCUCAAGAGAUGUCUUGAUUUGUUUUGUUCUCUGUCUGGACAGGCUGUUAAUUAUGAAAAAUCCAUGAUCUUUUGCUCCCCUAACACUUGCAAGAGGAUUGCUGUUGAUAUCAGUAAAAUUUGUGGAUCUCCCUUAACCAAUGAUCUUGGGAAAUAUUUAGGUAUGCCUCUCAUUCAUUCCAGAGUUAACAAGAAUACUUAUGCUAGCAUCUUUGAUAAGAUUCAAUGCAGACUAUCUAGCUGGAAGAGUAAGGUUUUGAGUAUGGCAGGUAGAUUAACCUUGGUGCAAUCUGUUACUUCUGCCAUUCCCAAUUAUGCUAUGCAGACUGCUAGGCUACCUCUGUUGGGUGGCCUUGGGAUUAAGAAAACUGCUGAUAUGAAUCAGGCUAUGCUUGCCAAAGCCAGUUGGAGGAUCUUUCAAAAGGACAGUGGUCUUUGGGCUUCAAUGUAUGCUGCUAAAUAUUUGCACAGCUCCAAUAUUACUGAGACAAGUUAUCAACCUCCUACUGACUGCUCAAGCACUUGGAGAAGCAUUUCUCAUGGUGCUGAGCUGCUAAGGAAAUGCCUAAAAUGGCGUAUGGGUGAUGGUAGCUCCAUUAAUUUUUGGCUUGAUCAUUGGCUCCUUCCCUCAUCCCUCAUCUGUUUGGCUCUUCCUACUGCUGACAUUAACAUCAAUGCAACCAUCAAUAGCUUUUGGACUGAUGAGGCCUGGAACCUGGAUCUUCUCUCUUCCAUGGUCCCAAGUGAUAUCGUCAAUAAAAUUAUCAAUAUCCCUACUGGUUUUGAUAAUUGUGGUUGUGAUUCUUUGAUUUGGGGAGCCACAUCUAAUGGUACCUUCACAGUCAAGUCUGCCUAUAAUUCUAGUUUUGAUUUUUCCAACCCCCAAAAUUCUCAAUGGGCUGCUGUUUGGAAAAGUAAUGUUCCUCCUAAGCUGAAAACCUUCAUGUGGGCUGCUCUCCAUAAGAAGUUGCUAACUAAUUUUCAAAGGGCUAGAAGAGGUUUUACCUCCUCCUCCUUAUGCCCUAUCUGCAAGGCUGAUGAUGAAACCCUCAUCCACUUGUUCAGGGACUGUCCUAGAUCUCUUGCUAUUUGGAAUGCUUUUCUUAAACCUGGGGCUAUCUUUAACUCUUUCUCCCUGGACUGGAAUGGUUGGAUUGCUGCUCAACUGCACUGUCAGACACUGAUUCAGAAGAAUAUUAAAUGGUUUAUCAUGCCUACUUGUCCUGAUAAAGUGAUCUGGAACUAUGCUGCAGAAUGGACUAAUGCCAAUGUCAAAUUGAAUGUUGAUACUGUCUACAGGUACAUCCCUCUUGCUUGGAAGAAGCCUAUGGAUAAUUUUUACAAACUAAACAUUGAUGGGACUAGAUCCUCUUCAACCUGCAAAAUUGGUGCUGGGGGUGUCAUCAGGGACCAUAUGGGUAACUGGAUCACUGGUUUCCAAGUCAAUUUGGGAACUGGAGAAAUUCUUGAUGCUAAAGCUUGGGGUUUAUUCUACGGUCUUAAACUUGCUGUGAGCCUUCACAUCUCUCAUUUGGAGGUGGAGUCUGAUUCUGCCAUCUUGGUGCAGCUUAUGCAGAAAGCUGAAUUCUCCCUUCUUCCACUUGGUUCUCUUCUCAAGGGAUGCUCAAAUAUGAUGGAUGUUAUGGAGAAUGUCCACCUGUCCCACAUCUUCAGAGAAUGCAAUAUGACUGCUGACUCUUUAGCUAAGGAAAGCAUUAAUCAUGAACUUGGUGUCAUCAUUUUUGAGAAUCUGCCUGUUCUAGAGCUAGGAGGAGCUCCUGCUCUAACAUUUAGUUCUUUUUGUUGUUUUGUUUGGGCCUUCUAG
This is a messenger RNA of Rosa rugosa (rugosa rose), 3564 nucleotides long. RefSeq lists its product as uncharacterized. Gene Ontology annotation, molecular function: nucleic acid binding; RNA-DNA hybrid ribonuclease activity. The coding region runs from base 1 to 3564 and encodes 1187 amino acids. Lineage: Eukaryota; Viridiplantae; Streptophyta; Magnoliopsida; Rosales; Rosaceae. The record is from RefSeq and is a predicted model, not a curated record. The transcript has 6 exons.